UCGUCCGACCGGUGAGAAGUUAUGCGAAUAUCGUCGGUGAUUUUGGGAUGCUUGGCCCUCUCUUUGGGCCGGGCUCAUCGCCAAUACGUUGAAAAUGAUAUUCCAGAGCUGAGGUAUCUGGAUAAGAGCGUCAAUCCUUGCGACGACUUCUACGCCUUCACUUGCGGUAAAUUCAACGAAGUCCACCCAAUUCCGGAAAAUGCUUACAGCUGGGAUCACUUCACCAUCCUCCAAGACGACAUCCACAAUUUGGCUAAAACAAUUUUGGAAUCAAAACGCGACCCUGAUGAGCCGACGGCUCUGAGGAAGUCCAAAGCGUUUUACUCGGCUUGCGUCAACGAAGAGUUCGAGGAUCAUCUGAUAUCGCCGAUGAAAAAAGCUUUGGAUUACUUAGGAGGUUGGCCAACUGCUUCUGAAGAUUUCCAAGAGGAAAAAUUAUCGUGGUCGCAGAUCGGCGAUUUUGUCGCCGAAUACGGUGUUCCGCUUUUCUUCGAUUUCAACGUGAUUCCAUCGAACUUCAAUAAAACAGGCAACGUCCUUUACAUUUCAAGAGAUCCUCUAACAAAUCCAGAGCCGAGCAUCAGAUGGCAAAUGGAGUUUGACGAGUUGAGUUACUUGAAAGAGGAGAAAAGGACGAAACGCAGCAAAUCAGAGAGAGGUCCUUUCUUGAUCUUCCUAGAUAAAAUGGCGUUAAUGUUGAAGGAGCACGGUAAAAGACACGAAGAGAUUGUAGAAGACAACAGCGAUACUUUUCUGUUUAUGCGCGAAGUCAUGAAACAAAGCGAUAAUCCAGUAAAUCCCAACAUUUCAACUAUACCGAACGAAGCCACAAUAAAUCAACUUCAAAAUUGGACCAAUAUCCAUUUAGGCGCUGAAGGAUUGGAUUGGUUGGAAUAUUUUAAUCAUGCGUUCAAAUAUUCAGGAGUUAAGGUGACCGGAGACAUGAAAAUCUUCCAAUCAAACGCAAUGCCCAUGAUUCACGGCAUGAUCAACCUAUACAACAACAGUCCAGCUAAAACAAUCAAAAAUUUCGUUGUUGCUAGGAUUUUAACGUACAUGGCUCCCGACAGUGGCUCCAGCGUACGGCAAUUGUUCGAGGAAUUCUACAAGAAGCAAGGAUACACAGUUUACAACAGGAAAGAAUAUUGUCUGAGGAAGACUUUAGGUUACCCAUCCGAUUUGGGUUUAAGCGUCGCAGUUACCUACGAAUACCAGAAGUACCAUUUCAACAACAACAAAUUGCAAAACGCUUCAGAUAUGAUUUCGGAUUUGCAAGCGGCUUUCCAGGAUAUUCUGGAUGAGGCCGAAUGGAUGGACGAGGCUUCAAGAGAAAAAGCUAAAGAUAAGGCGAACAAUAUAAUCACGCUUUUGGGAUACCCGGAUUACGCGUACCAAAUUGAUUUGCUCAACGAGCAGUACGAGAACUUGAGGGUUUGCUCUUGCGAUCACUUUGGUAACUCUCAAAGAUUGCGCGCUUUCGAGCAGGCCAACAACAUGAAGCUUCUCGGAUCGAAAAAAGAUCGCGAAAUAUGGAAUAUGUCGCCGUUGACUGUGAACGCGUUUUACAACAGAGCCAACAACAGAAUACUGUUUCCGGUGAGCGUCCUCAAUCCGGUCUUCUUCGCUGGUGAAAUUAGCGUUUUGGAUUAUGGGAGAAUCGGAGCUGUGAUCGGGCACGAGAUCACGCACGGCUUCGAUAACACCGGAAAACUUUACACCAACGAAGGUUCCAUCGGUAAUUGGUGGACGAAGGAAACGGAAAAUGCUUUCAACGAUAACGCUGAAUGCUUCAAACAACAAUACAACAGUUAUUACAUCCCGGAAAUUGAUAAAUAUGUUGAUGGGAAUGAGAGUCUUAACGAAAACAUUGCGGAUAACGGUGGGCUAAGGGCGGCUUUCAAGGCUCUUCAGAAGCUUUCCAGAAGGGUGAAUCCUUUGUUGUCGGUGAAGGAUUACACGGCCGAGCAGCUGUUCUUCGUCGGAUUCGGAACUAUGUGGUGCACCACUGAGACUGAUUAUUAUUUGUCCAAGAUGCACGGUACAGCUUACGCUCCGAGUAGGUACAGGGUCAUGGGUUCGGUGUCCAACAUGCCCGAAUUCGCGGAGGCCUUCAAUUGUCCCGUUGGGAGCAACAUGAAUGGCCAAGAUAAGUGUCUCCUUUGGUGAUAAGCUUCUGGGACACGCUAAUCUCCUACGUACAGUUAGUCAAUAUUCGCUUCCUCCAUUUGUAGCCAAUUCGAUUCAGAGAAAAUAUGUGUUUCGAGAACUUGCAAUAAUAAAAAAAAUUAUAUAUAUAAUAUGAGUUUCGGCAGGUAUUUUUGCGUUGAUUCGGUGAGUGUUUUAGUACAUUUUUUUUUUG
This is a messenger RNA of Nicrophorus vespilloides, 2359 nucleotides long. RefSeq names its product membrane metallo-endopeptidase-like 1. NCBI's taxonomy places the organism in Eukaryota, Metazoa, Arthropoda, Insecta, Coleoptera, Silphidae. The record is from RefSeq and is a predicted model, not a curated record. Gene Ontology annotation, molecular function: metalloendopeptidase activity. Gene Ontology annotation, biological process: protein processing. The coding region runs from base 22 to 2166 and encodes 714 amino acids. The transcript is spliced from 13 exons. Gene Ontology annotation, cellular component: plasma membrane.